AUGCACUUCGCGGAACCCAAUCCGACCGCAAGUCUCCUGCUCUCUCAUCGACCGCCCGCUGGAAAAGUGGCAUUGGUGCUAGGUACAAGCAAGCUUGCAGCAUCGAGGUGCUUCUCCUGUCUCGAAGCUGGAAUCAAGCCCAUUGUCAUCAGCGUCGCGCAAUCCGUUGACCCAAGCGCCAGCAGCUCUUCGCAGUCCAACCAACCAUGCGCAGAGAUUCAAUAUCGCCUCGCCACUGAACAGGUAGCACAUCACUCGAUCCCAGCUGACUCUUUCUUCACAAAGCAAGCUGUCGAGUACACAUGGAACAACAUCCUCGAUACGUUCGACGGAGAUACCAACGCCAUCUUUGCCGUCUGCGUCACAGACACGCUUCACUCCGGAGAUGAAGCCCAAGACCGCGCGGCCAAAGCGGUGCCCGGAACUAUCAACAGCAUUGACGCCGAUGACUCGGUUGCUGUCGAGGCGACUCUCACAUCGUACGCUAGAGCAGAGAUCAUCAGUCGGCUCUGCAGAAAGCGUCGCAUCCCUGUCAACGUAGCCGACAAGCCCAACCUAUGCGACUUUUCCUUCCCCGCCAACUAUCGUUUCCCCUGCACCAGUGCCGUUCCAAGACUUUCAUCGAAGCAAGCCAAUGGAAAAGACUCUAUGGGUUCUUCUUCAGCAGUAUCUUCCUCUCUGCAAAUCGCUGUCACCACCAAUGGCCGCGGCUGCCGUCUCGCAGGGCGCAUCCGCAGAGAGAUCGUCUCGGCUCUUCCUCACAAUGUUGGAGAUGCCGUCGAAAAAGUCGGGCUGAUGCGUGAUCUCGCCAAAAGGCAAUCGGAAACUUCUCUCGAGGCUUCGGGGACAACUGCAUCGGCUCUCAAGCGUAUCAAGCGCGGCGGAACACGAAAGGACAAGGACGGAACUGCCGAAGUGGAAGAAGAAGAUCUUUCUUUCGAUACGACACCGCUCAACAGCCCGGUACCGCAGCUUGCAUCCUCGAGCCCGUUCGAGAGUGCCGGUGCCAGUGCUCGUCUGGUGCAGCUUCAGGCUGAAGUGCAGGCCAAGCACGAGCAGGAGCAGCAACAGGCAGAGGAGCGCACAAAGCGUCGUAUGCGCUGGGUUGCCCAGAUCAGCGAGUAUUGGCCAAUCGAGUAUCUCGGCAAUCUGGGCGAGCAGCAGAUGAACGAGGCGUUGCGCGCACAUGGUGAAGAGCAGGCCCACUCCAGUACAGCUUCGACUAAUGCUACAACUUCGACUACAGUUGAAACUGGUGACCGGGAUGCAUCCAGGGGACGUUCCACUGUCACGCGGGCUACCGAAGGCGCUUCGGGUCCGGCGGAGGACAUGCCAGCAAGAACGUCGGGAGCUCAUCGGGCUCGAUCUCAGCAUUCGCUCGACAUCCGUCCUCCGCCCUCCACCUCAACCGGACGAGGACACAUCUACCUGCUCGGCUCAGGACCUGGUCACCCUGGCCUCCUCACCACUUUGGCCUACAAGCUGCUCACCUCUCCCACCACCGACCUCAUCCUCUCGGACAAACUCGUGCCCGCAUCGAUCCUCAAGCUGAUUCCCUCGAGCACUCCGCUCGAGAUUGCCAAGAAGUUUCCCGGCAACGCCGAGGGCGCCCAGUCCGAGCUCAUCGCCAAAGCGCUGCGUGCCGCGCUGGAAGAGGGAAAGACGGUGGUUAGGCUUAAGCAGGGUGAUCCGUUUGUGUAUGGACGUGGAGGCGAGGAGGUGCUAGCGUUCCGCAACGCCGGAAUUGAGUGUACGGUUGUGCCGGGCAUUAGUAGUAGCAUUGCGGCGCCGGCAAUGUUGGGUAUCCCCGUAACGCAGAGAGGUGCGGCUGACUCGCUGGUGCUUUGCACGGGUGUGGGCAAGGGCGGGAAGAAGGUCAAGUUGCCAGGCUACGAUCGGGGGCGCACGUUGAUUGUUCUGAUGGGUGUCGCAAGGCUGCGUGCUGUCGUGGCCACACUCACUGCUGGUGCACCUCAGUCUGCGCCGACGAGUGCUGUCGCGGACGCAGAGAGCAUCGGCGAUCGAGACGGCGCGGUGUUCCCACCCCACACUCCGAUCGCCAUCAUCGAACGCGCAAGUUCCUCGGACCAGCGCAUGGUGGCCAGCACGCUCGAGGGGAUUGUCGAAGCGCUCGAAAACAGCGGCGAGCAACGUCCGCCGGGGAUGAUGGUGAUUGGCUGGUCGGUGCUUUCGCUCGAAGGGAGGGGGGACGUCUCGAUUCAGGACGAUGCGCUUUCUAUUCAGGAUACUGCUGAGCUCGAGAAGAGGGACAAAGAGCGGGUCCAGAACUGGCUCAAGGGUCGACGUUGGAUUGUAAGGGAAGGGUUGGACCAGUCAUACAGGUCGGCUUUGCAGGCUUUCCACUCGACGCCCUUGCACUUUCCCGAUGCCGCUUCGUCAGCGGUGCCGCUCUUGCACCAUUCGGACGGUCAGGUGAAGGAUGGGAAGGCAGAGAAAGAAGGUGAAGAGGAGAGGUUCAGCAACCGCGGUGACACCGGCUGGGCACCUCCGCGCUACACCACCGGGCAACCCGAAGGAGGAUGGAUGAGCGGUGAAGCACCAAACCGCCCAGCGACUGAUCAGCUCGCUUACGAGCAGAAUAAGACGUAUGCCGAGAUUCAGGCUCGCCUUCAGACAUGA
Molecule: messenger RNA, 2640 nt
Organism: Sporisorium graminicola
Lineage: Eukaryota; Fungi; Basidiomycota; Ustilaginomycetes; Ustilaginales; Ustilaginaceae
Exons: 1
Coding region: 1-2640 (879 amino acids)
Biological process (GO): siroheme biosynthetic process
Molecular function (GO): uroporphyrin-III C-methyltransferase activity
Source: RefSeq, a predicted model, not a curated record